Haliotis rufescens (red abalone) is the source of this 1005-nucleotide messenger RNA. RefSeq names its product A-kinase anchor protein 5-like. The record is from RefSeq and is a predicted model, not a curated record. The transcript has 2 exons. The coding region runs from base 1 to 1005 and encodes 334 amino acids. Lineage: Eukaryota; Metazoa; Mollusca; Gastropoda; Lepetellida; Haliotidae.
AUGGGAUUUAAAUCAGGCCUGGGGACAGGCCACUGUAUGGUUCUGAUGCCAUUCUGCUGGAGGAAGUCUCUUGUUGCUCUUGCAGUGUGGACCCCAUGGUCUGCCGAGCAGUUUCCGCAGCAUCAAGCUCCUCAGGGGGAAGCUGUAGAGGUUCCUGUGGAGGAAGCUGUAGAAGCUACUCUGGAGGAAGCUGUAGAAGCUACUCUGGAGGAAGCUGUAGAAGCUCCUGUGGAGGAGGCUGUAAAUGUUCCUAUGGAGGAAGCUGUAGAAGCUCCUGUGAAGGAAGCUGUAGAAGCUCCUGUGGAGGAGGCUGUAAAUGUUCCUAUGGAGGAAGCUGUAGAAGCUCCUGUGAAAGAAGCUGUAGAAGUUCCUGUGGAGGAAGCUGUAGAAGCUCCAGAGGGGGAAGCUGUAAAAGCUUCUGUGAAGGAAGCUGUAGAAGCUCCUGUGAAGGAAGCUGUAGCAGAUCCUGUGAAGGAAGCUGUAGAAGCUACUGUGGAGGAAGCUGUAGAAACCCCUGUGAAGGAAGCUGUAGAAGCUCCUUUGGAGGAAGCUGUAGAAGCUCCUGUGGAGGAAGCUGUAGAAGCUCCUGUUUGGGAAGCUGUAGAAGCUACUGUGGAGGAAGCUCUAGAAGUUCCUGUGCAGAAAGCUGUAGAAGCUCCUGUGGGGGAAACUGUAGAAGCUACUGUGGAGGAAGCUGUAGAAGCUGCUCUUGAGGAAGCUGUAGAAGCUGCUCUUGAGGAAGCUGUAGAAGCUCCUGUGGGGGAAGCUGUAGAAGCUGCUCUGGAGGAAACUGUAGAAGCUACUGUGGAGGAAGCUGUAGAAGUUGCUCUGGAGGAAGCUGUAGAAGCUCCUGUGGGGGAAACUGUAGAAGCUCCUGUGGGGGAAGCUGUAGAAACUCCUGUUGGGGAAACUGUAGAAGCUCCUGUGGAGGAAGCUGUAGAAGCUGCUCUGGAGGAAGCUGUAGAAGCUCCUGUGGAGGAAGCUGUAGAAGCUCCUGUGGAGUAA